GCUUCCACCACUCCAUCCGCUCAGCAGCACACGGGGCUGGUCCAGCUCCAGCCUUUGCCUUUGUCACAAUCCCGCGCUCGCCCUGCGCACGAUCUUCUCCCCGAAACAAGAGUGCGACGCGUCUGUCGCUUGCGACCUCUUUCAAGCGUCCUAACUUUUCGCCCAAUCGCCAUCACGCGCCUGAGCAACCAUGUCGUUCACGACCACCGGCAAGAUCAACCCUCCACAGGCAUUCAUAUCGAGUUAUGCGCCUCGGCUGCGCUCAUACGGCAACUCCCUUAUUUCCCCCAUCGUACCCCCUUCGAACACUCUCCCGGCACCUCGAACUACGAAGCGCGGCACCACUGCCAUCAACUACGCAGAAGAUGGAUUCGAUGACGACGACUUUGAGGACAGCGAAGGCCCGCGACGAGCGACAGGACUCAGGAGUGUUCGGAGAGAUGACUCGAAUCUGGACAAAUCGGCGCAGAUAGCACAAUUGGGCAAGGAGCUCUCUGCGCCUGUGGAAGUCCAGGGAAUAUGGAGGGAUUGGAUGGGAAGACCAAAGCGCACAUUGACAGAAAAGCAGGUCCAAGUGCAAGCAGCACUUCCAGUCACCUUGAUCCCUAUACGAAUAGAUCUAGACGUUCAGCCGUUCCGUCCAGAAGCGCCUCUACCGACACCUACGAACGCCCGCGACUUUGGAAUCGACGAGAGUCUCCCUGCAUACAAGCAACCCGAUAUAACACCUGCAUACCGCCUAAAAGAUUCCUUCCUGUGGAAUCUCCACGAAGCUCUUACAACCCCCGAUCAGUUUGCGAAGGUGUUUGUAGAUGAGCUGGACUUUCCCACCGAUCGGAAACCUGCUUUGAUCACGACAAUUGCAACUCAAAUCCGGACACAAUUGGAAGAAUAUGCUGGAGUCGCGCUACAUCCUCUCUUUCAUUCGGCCGCCGUACCAGCGCCCGUAGCACCUGAAGCGACUGCAGGAAAGGCGAUCCAACUAGCUCCUACCCGGGAUGGAACAUCAACACCGGCGGUAAGAACGAAUGGCGUCUCGACACCGGUUCAAAAUGGCAUGGCUCAAGGUCAAGAGUCACAGGCGCUAGCACCCGUUUCCAAUGGCAUCACUGCCACCGCAAAAGCAGUGCCUUCUGAGGAUCUUCACAAUCCCGAUGACACAUAUCGCUGUAUAAUAACUCUCAACAUAAACCUCAUGAAUCGGCUAUAUAGCGACAAGUUCGAGUGGUCCCUCCUACAUCCUCCAGGAUUUGCGGAAACGUUCGCAAAAGUAACUUGCGCCGAUCUUGGUCUGGCGGGAGAGUGGGUCUCUGCCAUGACACAUGCCAUAUAUGAAGCCGUCUUGCGACUCAAGAAGGAGGCAUGCGAGAAUGGAGGUCUAGUUGGUGACGGCGAAAUUGAGAACGAUGCCGCCGAUCCUGUCAAAGGCGCCGGUUGGAGAUACGAUCAAGAACACCUGUGUGAUGAAUGGGAACCUAAGGUCGAGAUCUUGUCAAAGGAGGAGAUUGAGAAGCGUGAAGGCGACCGCGAGAGGCAGAUCCGUAGGUUGCGAAGAGAAACGGCAAGAUUCUCUUCGACCACGAAUAUGGCGGGCACCCCCCAGAACGACUUCUUCGCCAAUCCCGAGCAGGUAGAGAACAUGGGAAGAGGCGAAAGGAGCAAGAAGAAAAGAAGGUUCAGGAGUCUAAGUCCGGUCGGGAGAGAGACUCCAGAAACCGGAUCUGGAUAUGGAGGGCAGGGAGGAGGUUUGCAGGACUAUGAACGAUCAACUUGGCGAUGCCAGCACUGCUUGGUGUGGGGCCAAGCCGUUUGGGCUGUUCGAGAUGGACCGAAGGGCCCAAGGACACUUUGCAACAACUGCGGCUACCUCUAUGAGAGGGACAAGAAAUUACCUCCGUGGUCUGAGAAUCUCUUCUUCGCUGAUCGAGCGUGGGUCAGGUAGUAAGUACUCACGAUAAGGAGGUGCUUUCUUUUUCUUCUGAAUGAACCAGGAGUAGUGUCCUUAGUGUCACCUUUGUUCCAGAGACUGGGUAGGGUUUGUUCGGCUUGUUCAGUUAAAUAGCAUUUCUCAGCGAUGGCGUCAGGUAAAGCUGGCUACGUUAAUAUUGUACGAACAUGUACGCCACCCUUCACGAAAGGGAUGGAUGUGCCAGGGUUUCAGUAGUAUAACGAGAACUUGAAAGCAUCGAAUCAAG
Molecule: messenger RNA, 2195 nt
Organism: Lindgomyces ingoldianus
Lineage: Eukaryota; Fungi; Ascomycota; Dothideomycetes; Pleosporales; Lindgomycetaceae
Product: SNF5-domain-containing protein
Exons: 3
Coding region: 191-1942 (583 amino acids)
Biological process (GO): chromatin remodeling; regulation of transcription by RNA polymerase II
Cellular component (GO): RSC-type complex; nuclear chromosome; nucleus
Molecular function (GO): transcription coregulator activity
Source: RefSeq, a predicted model, not a curated record